AUACACGAAUCAAAGUGAAGCAAAGAUAACGGGAAAAUAUUUCCUAGAGACCAUUUUAUUUUGUAACUAAUAAUUAUAAAUAAAUAACAUUACUCUUGACAUUUGUGUAUUGUUUUUACUAUUUUUUAAACUAAAACAAGUUUAGUGUUCAAUAUUCAGUGAUAGGACUGCGAAACAAAGAUGUCUGAAUUUAAGGUUAUCCAAUAUAACUUAUGUAUUGUGCAUAUGUUUGUCUUGUUACAGAUUGUUAUAUGAAUAUUAAUCAAUCUAUCCAUGUGUAUAAUUAUUCAAAAUAAAAUACAAAUGAAGCAAAUUGAGUAAUAUUAAGUCAAUAUGUUCAGCAAUAAAAAGAGUAAUUUGCCACCAAGACCUCACAUUCCUGAUCCUGAACAUAUACUAGAGGAUCUCAAUAAUGCUGCUAUUGAUGAUAUAGCAUUUAAAAUAAUAAAUAAAGAUGAAAAUGCUGAGGAAAGUUCAUUAAAUACAGAUACUUCUGAUACAUAUCAGAAGGUUAAAACAUAUCUAAAUAUAAAACAGCAAUUAAAACAUUUGGAAACAACUCUUGAAAGAAAAGAACAACAUUUGAAGGCAGACACUAAGGAAAUAAGUAAACUAGCAGAUGACAUUAAGAAACAAGCACACGCUGCUUUGAUAACAUGAAUCAUUUUUAAAAUUAUAUUUAAG
Messenger RNA from Hylaeus volcanicus, 684 nucleotides. Its product is annotated as UPF0449 protein C19orf25 homolog. The record is from RefSeq and is a predicted model, not a curated record. The transcript is spliced from 2 exons. The coding region runs from base 334 to 660 and encodes 108 amino acids. Lineage: Eukaryota; Metazoa; Arthropoda; Insecta; Hymenoptera; Colletidae.